UGUUAAAAGCAGUCAAUGAAAAUUAUUGGAAUAUAUUAUAUAUUUUAAAUAAUUUUUUCAAUAACAAUUUCACUGUGUCUGUGAAAGUCUGUGUUAAAAUGUCCACCUCUGGGAAAAUUCUUAACGCAUUGAAAAUGAAUGCCAAACAUGCUGAUGAGACCAUUGCUAUGUUAAAACGGCAACUAUCUUUAUUGGAGACAGAGGCUAAUAGUGAUAGAGUUCAGGCAUUCUUUGAGACACAAAAAAAGGAAUUACGGAAGGAAAAUGAAGUGUUGAGACAAAAAGUUGAAUGCCUAAAAAAACAAUUAGAGAAAGCUGAAAUGCGAAAUGGAUUGAAAAUUGUUCCUUUGCCUUGUGUUAAAGAAGAAAUAGUUCCUGUUAAGCCUAACCAAGUUCCUGCCGCAGUUCAAGUGAGUGAGAAACCUGCAACAAUUAAAGAUGAAAAACCAGCAGCCCCAAAGAAGAAAGCAGGAAAGAAAGGAAAGACUGGUGCAAAUUCUAAUGUUACUGCUGGAGAGAGUGUUGGAGAGAAAGUGGAUGUAUCACGGCUAGACUUGAGAGUUGGUAAGAUCAUCAAAGUGCAAAAACAUCCUGAUGCUGAUACACUUUACUUGGAGGAAAUUGAUGUUGGUGAAGAAAAACCUCGCACUGUUGUCAGUGGCCUUGUUAAACACAUUCCAAUUGAAAAGAUGCAGGAUCGUUUCGUGAUGACUUUAUGUAACUUGAAACCAGCAAAAAUGCGAGGAGUCUUUUCUCAAGCGAUGGUCAUGUGUGCCAGCUCGCCUGAACUUGUGGAAAUCCUUGAUCCACCUUCCGGAUCUGUACCUGGAGAUAAAGUUGUCUGUGAGGGAUACCCUGGAACACCAGAUGAACAGCUGAAUCCAAAGAAAAAGAUUUUUGAGAAAAUUCAACCUGACCUCCAUACAGAUGGAGAUGGUGUUGCGAAAUACAAAGGUUCGCCUUUUGUUGUCGUUGGAAAGGAAGGAUAUUUCAAAUCACAAACAAUGAAAAAUUCUGGCAUAAAGUAGAUAAUACGUAGGACUAUAUAUUGAAAAUAGAACGUAUUAUUUCCAAAGGAGAAUUACUAAAUACAAUGGUAAGCUGAAAGUUAUGUUGGUGUGUAAUCUCUCUUCGU
Dendronephthya gigantea is the source of this 1135-nucleotide messenger RNA. Its product is annotated as aminoacyl tRNA synthase complex-interacting multifunctional protein 1-like. The record is from RefSeq and is a predicted model, not a curated record. The coding region runs from base 99 to 1028 and encodes 309 amino acids. The transcript has 9 exons. Lineage: Eukaryota; Metazoa; Cnidaria; Anthozoa; Malacalcyonacea; Nephtheidae. Gene Ontology annotation, molecular function: tRNA binding.